Molecule: messenger RNA, 2359 nt
Organism: Nematolebias whitei (Rio pearlfish)
Lineage: Eukaryota; Metazoa; Chordata; Actinopteri; Cyprinodontiformes; Rivulidae
Gene: apbb1ip
Product: amyloid beta (A4) precursor protein-binding, family B, member 1 interacting protein
Exons: 14
Coding region: 109-2145 (678 amino acids)
Biological process (GO): signal transduction
Cellular component (GO): cytosol; plasma membrane
Source: RefSeq, a predicted model, not a curated record
GGUUCAGUUUUGAUACAAAAAACAGCAACAUUUUAGGAUAAAGCUAAUGUCCCCAAGGGUGUUAUUGUGAAACUUUCUGGUGAAAAGAGGAUUAAAACAUCUGAAAAGAUGGAAGACAUUGAUGCCAUGUUCAGUGACCUGCUGGGGGAGAUGGACCUCCUCACUCAGAGUCUCGAACAAGGAACGGUACCUUCUGAAUCUCUUCCUACCAUCAAAAAAGAAGUCAACUUCUCCAUCGGCUUCACUGACCUGAACGAGUCUUUGCACGAGCUGGAGGACAAUGAUUUGGAUGCACUCAUGGCCGACCUGGUGGCUGACCUCAAUGCGACAGAAGAGAAGAUCGCAGCUGAAAUACGAGGGCUGGAGGAGCCAUCACCUCCCCCACCAGACCUGCCACCUCCACCCAAAGUCCUGAGCACCCAUCCAGCGCCCUCCAGUUCAUCACCAUCAUCCAGAAAUGGCAGCAGCAGUGGCAAUGUUAGCGCCCCCACCACCUCCACCACCUCCCCUUUGCCACCUCCGCCUUCUCAGUCAACGAAACCGACAAAGGAGGAAAUGGAGGCGCAGAUGAAGACAGACAAAAUUAAACUUGCACUUGAGAAGCUUAAAGAAGCCAAAGUGAAAAAGUUGGUGGUAAAAGUGCUAAUGAAUGACGGCAGCUCCAAGACUCUGAUGGUCGAUGAGAGACAGACUGUCCGGGAAGUUCUGGACAACUUGUUUGAGAAGACACACUGCGACUGCAACGUGGACUGGAGUGUGUGCGAAACAAACCAUGAGCUUCAACUCGAGCGGACGUUUGAAGACCACGAGAACAUGGUGGAGCCGCUCUCAGCGUGGACGAGGGACAGCGAAAACAAAGUCCUCUUUCAAGAGAGAAAAGCCAAGUUUGAGGUCUUCAGAAACCCUCAGAACUUUUAUCUUUGGAAAAAAGAUAAGAAAACUCUCAAAGACAUGAAAGACAAAGACAAAGAACUGUUGAUAAAGGAGAACUUCUGCAGCACGUCCAUCAUCGUACCUGAUCUGGAGGGAGUGCUGCACCUCAAAGAGGAUGGCAAAAAGUCGUGGAAGCAGCGGCUCUUCCAGCUCAGAGCUUCAGGAAUUUAUUAUGUUCCCAAAGGGAAGACCAAGUCAUCUCGUGACCUCGUCUGCUUCGUCCAGUUUGACAACGUGAACGUUUACUUUGGGAAAGAUGUGAAGAACAGAUACAAAGCUCCGACUGACUUCUGCUUUGUUCUUAAACAUCCUCAGAUCCAGAAAGAGUCUCAGUACAUCAAAUAUCUUUGUUGUGACGAUGCGUGGGCGUUGAAUCUUUGGGUGACUGGGAUACGGAUCGCAAAGUAUGGUGCGUCACUGUACGAAAACUUUAAAACAGCAGAGAAGAAAGCAAUCCUCAGCUCUGCAUGGACAAACCGCAGCACUCCGUCUGGCUCCAGCUCGUCAACACCCUCACCCACCAUCAAAGUCAAAGCACAGAGUCAGGCCAACGGCCAUGCUUCAACAGCACAAUCAGAACCACUUGCUCAGGACUUUGGAAACCCCCCACCUCCACCUCCACCCUUGGAUGAACUCCUCCCUCCGCCUCCACCUGACCCAGUCCACCCUCCUAAACCCCCGUCACUGGUUCACAAACCUGCUGCUCCACAGCGACACAAUCACAGCAACUUCCCUCCACCUCCGCUCGGUCUGGACAACCUUCCUUCUCCUCCCCUGCCACAACCCAUUGAUGACUCCUCAGAACCUCCACCAGACUUCCUUCCGCCCCCUCCUCCCAACACCAGCUAUGGCUCGCUGCCUCCUCCCCCUCCUCCUGUUAACUUUGCUCCACCUCCUCCUCCACCACCAACCAGUUUUGGAGGCAUUAAACAAUCCCUGCCUCCUCCACCACCGGAUCCUCAAUUCUUACCGCCACCUCCACCUAAUCCAGUGUUCACAGGACCUGAGGCUCCCCCACCACCUCCACCUCCUCCACCUGCUCCAUCUCCUGCCCCCUUACGGGCAGUUGGGCGGCCUGCUGGGUCGGUGAAGAAGAUGCCUCCUGCGCCCCCAAAGAGGACUAUGCCAGCGCUGCCGGGAGGAGACGGUGGAGGAGGAGGGGACUUCAUGUCAGAACUAAUGCGUGCUAUGAAGAAACGUAGCGACCAGUAGUUUAAACAGGAACGAGUAUAAAACAAACUGGGCCUGAGCAACAUUUGUUUUCUUGAAGUUGAAGCAAGAAAAAGACAGAUUCACCUCUGCACAAGUUCAUCCAUCCUCGCUCCUCAUCGAGAACAGCAUUUCAAGAAGUUUGACACAAACUGAACAAAUCAAAUCACGGUUUAAGAACAUGAACGUACCGUCUAUGGGUGCUUCAGGUUUGCUU